This is a messenger RNA of Aphanomyces astaci, 1614 nucleotides long. RefSeq lists its product as hypothetical. The record is from RefSeq and is a predicted model, not a curated record. The transcript has a single exon. NCBI's taxonomy places the organism in Eukaryota, Oomycota, Saprolegniomycetes, Saprolegniales, Verrucalvaceae. Gene Ontology annotation, cellular component: membrane. Gene Ontology annotation, molecular function: symporter activity. The coding region runs from base 1 to 1614 and encodes 537 amino acids.
AUGCCCACGAGCGAGCACAUCUCAGUGGCCGGCAGCGGCAGCACCUCCGCGUUCGGUCAUGCCUCCACCGCCGCCCCCUCUUCGAACGCCACGGACGCGCUCCCCACCACGUCGCGGCACCAUCACCACCACGAAUCCAGAGCCAACUGGCUGCAAUUAUACUUGGGCGCGCCUGGCACUCUGCUCGGCGCAAGCUUGGGAUUGCUUCUCGCGUACGUUCUCACUAUGGACGGCAUCAAGGCAAGUUUAAAGUACUGGGACGCGUCGUCGGACCGCUUAGCUCAAAAGGCCAUCAACCAGCUCGGAGUGUUAUACCUACGAGCGCUCACAUGCGUUGUCUACCCCCAAGCAUUUGUCAACAUUGUGCUCGUGGCGGCUACGAUCACUGCGCAACCGUCCCCACGGUUAGGCAAGGCGGGAUGGCGGGUGCUGUGGCUGUCGUUCGUGACCACGCUGCUGGUUGUGGGGCAAGGGGUCGCGUUGGGGGUGUACUUGUUGCCUCGAUUUCAAGGGUCGACUUAUUACUUUCGUCGCCCCAAAGCCCUACUCAAGUGCCCAUCCCCUGCAUCGACGUUUUUGCAAUACAUCAACGCGACGUCGCACACUCUACACUGUGCUCCGUAUAAUGGGUCCAUGGAAGGCAAACUUGCGUUUUACGUGGGCGACGUAGGCCGCCGUUCGAUUGAGAUUGAUCCGACUGUGAACCGAUUCCGCACCCUCGAGUCGUCUUCGCUGCCCGAACUCGUCCAAGUCCUGCUCACGUCCACUUCGUUUACAAAUGCCAUCAAUGUCAACCUCGUCCAUCUCGUGCUCGGCGCGUUUAGCUUAGGCGUGGCCACUGGCACGUACACUCGAGCUACGUCGACCAAACUACUGGAUCUCCUUCGCGAACUCGUGCGCACGUUUGAAAUCAUGACAGGAUGGGUGGUCGCUGGCCUACCGGUGGCCUUGAUGUCGUUGAUCGCUGGACCGAUUUACAUGACUACGCACAAUGUGUUUGUCGCGUCUGCUGCCAACGAUCUCGUCCGACUCACGUGGUACGUGAUGUGCUUUGGGGUCGUGGCGGCGGUGCACAUGGUGGCGGUGCUGCCAUUGUUCCUUGUCCUAACUACGCGAGGCCAAGUGCAUCCGUGGAAGUUCCUCGGGGCUGUGAAAGAAGCGCUAUGGUACAACAUUGGCACGUCUUCAAGUCGAGCUGGGCAAACAGUGCUGGCUCGCAAUAUCGACCGCGCGCCAGGCUCGGCGCCUUGUACCACUUCCCGCUUUGCAUUGGACGUGGGGGUCACGUGCAACAAGAGCGGCGGCGGACUCUACAUCGCCCUCUCGAUGCUCUGGAUGUUCUCCAACGCUGGCCUGCAAGUGUACCUGACGCCGUCCAAGAUCGUGCUUGUGGUGGUGUUGGCCACGUUGGGGGCAUACGCUGUCGUGCCGGUGCGCAAUGGAGGCGUGGCCAUCGUCAUGUGUGCGUUCGCCAUGCUCACUGGACUCCCGCCACCCAACGCCAUGAACUUCCUUCUCAUCGCGGAAUGCGUCUUGGAUCCGCUAUGUACCGCCCUGAAUGCAUGGAGCAACGCGGUUGUCACGCGCAUUGUGUGCUUUCUCAAAACAAGCUAG